AUGACAGGUCGUCUUUUGACUGCCUGUGGUCACGCCUCUGAAACGGGCUCCAAAUUAACCCCCUUCACUUCACAACUUUGGUUAAUCCGAUUCGUUCUACUCAAACAAACGCACCAGUACGAGAUAUUGGAGAAUGAGCUCGGUACUUUCGAUAGAUUGGAUAAUCCGGAUGUUUAUUUCGAGCACGAUCCUGCCACCUACAAGGGUCGUAAAGGUUCAAUGAUCCCUUUCUCACUGCGACUCCUCCAUGCUGAAUUGCCAUAUUACUUGAAACGAUCUAAUGAAGCAUUAGAUCGUCUUUAUUUCCUCUCCGCCGUUGUUUCACGAAUGAUCACUAAUUUGACCAGUGACUAUACAGAGGAUGGACGUGACAAUUGCCCAAGCGAGGCCUAUAAAAACAGUUCGUUGAUUUUGUGGAGACGCAGGCAAUCUAAAAUCCUCUCAAUUUGUUUGUCAAUCUACUUGAGCUUGAAAGAUUAUCCAUCGGCGAUCGAUACAGUUUAUCAAAUGAUUGAGAAAUUAAAGCCUCUUGGUGAACAUCGAUUUCUUUAUGGAACGUUGGGUCGUAUUUACAUGGAGUUUGGAGAUGUUGAAACCGCAGAAAAGAUGUUCACCGAGUGUCUUGUGGAUGCGCCACCUGAUUUGAAAUCAACACAAGUGCAACGACUAAUGUUUAAUGCGAUGCUCCAAAUCGGAAAUGGUCGUUUCGACGAAGCUAAACGGUCGUUUUGGGAGAUUUUACAGCUCGAUCCUACCAAUGUGGCUGCAGCCAAUAACCAAGCCGUGUGCUUUCACUUCACAAGUCAAAUGGAUGAUAGCAUUCGAAUUUUGGAGACUCUAACGACACCGUUCAAUCAACACCAGCCUUUGGAAGCCUCUGGUGGACAUACUGUUCUUCCACUCCCUCUUCAUGAGACACUUAUUUCAAAUUUGGCUGUACUGCUUGAGGCGGAAUCGGAUAAGUCGCAGACAAAGAAACUUAAGGUUCUCGAACGGAUUGCCGGCUUAGAUGGCGAAAAGGUGGCGUUCAGCUCUUUUCGUCUUCCAACUUCGAAAGUACCCUGA
Messenger RNA from Rodentolepis nana, 1065 nucleotides. NCBI's taxonomy places the organism in Eukaryota, Metazoa, Platyhelminthes, Cestoda, Cyclophyllidea, Hymenolepididae. The record is from the annotation of a GenBank genome assembly.